Austrofundulus limnaeus is the source of this 1788-nucleotide messenger RNA. Its product is annotated as serine/threonine-protein phosphatase alpha-2 isoform. Gene Ontology annotation, cellular component: cytoplasm; nucleus. The record is from RefSeq and is a predicted model, not a curated record. Gene Ontology annotation, molecular function: protein serine/threonine phosphatase activity. NCBI's taxonomy places the organism in Eukaryota, Metazoa, Chordata, Actinopteri, Cyprinodontiformes, Rivulidae.
AUUCUGAAGCCAGCAGAUAAGAAACUGUAUCCUUACGGUGGAGGGGGAGGGGUGGGCUUAGGAAGACCGGUCACCCCUCCCAGAAAUUCAGCUAAAGCCGCCAAGGCCAAGAAAUAACACCUGCUGAGUCCCCUCCCUACGACCUGCCGCCUCUGUCGGUCCAACUUUUCUUCUUCUUCUCUUCUUUUUUUGUUUCUCUCAUGAGUUGCAACAACGUUCAGCCGUGUAACCUUUUUUAAACAAAGUUUAAAUGUUUAUUUGACUGUCUGUGUUUAUUUUUGUUUGUUUAUUUUGAACGUACGUGUGGAAAAUGAGACUGACACCAGGAGUUUUCUGUAUGUUUUAUUUUCUUCCUGUCGUUGUUGUUUUUGUUUGUUGUUUAUUCAUCAUGUAAAUCACAGCUGGCUGCAGGACGGGGUGGGGGGGAGAAAAGAACCUGGGCUGGUUCUGUUCCUGAGCGUUUUGUAAAUCCACGGGUCAGACAGGUGGGUCAGGUGGGGGCUGGAGGCGGAGCUGUCCAGUUAAACGGCACAUAACCACACACUGGGUGCACAGGUGGAAACGUGCACGUUAAUCCUUGGAUUACACAGAUUCACUAUAAAAACUUUAAUUUUUUUUUCUCUUUUCGAUCUGAAAAGCACUUCUUUAAGAUUAUAGUCAUGGAUGUUAUAUAGAGUUGCUCUUUUCUGUUUUUUUUGUAGAUAACCUUUUUGUUUCUUGCUUUUAUUUUUAGUUCACUUGAAGCUGAAGACGAAUAAAAAAAUCUUUUAUUUGAAAAACGUCAUCAUGAUUAUCACUUUGUCAUAUUUAGUGGCUAAUUUUUCUCUUGUGUUUGACGUUCAGCUUGAUUUAAUAACAUGUAAAUACUGAUCGGUGUCGUUCUGACCCAGAUUAUACGCAGAAUUAAUGAUUUUUACGUUUUCCUUUCAGUCGCAUUAAAACGUGAAAAUUGUUUAAGAGAAAUUAAGAGAAGUUGCUUUUUUUGAGCCUAAAUAGCAUUUUAAAGUUUAUCUAUCAGCUAAUAACCUACAAAUAAAUCAGUGUAAGGUUUGUCAUUAUACUCUAGAUAUUUUUGUAAAUAUUCAGCUGUGAUAUAAAAGCAAUAAUCAAAUGAAGUUGAGUUUUUAAACAUUCUGAAUCACUUUAUUUGAAUUGAAAACUAAAACAGAACUGGUAACAAGGAGCUCAUGAGGAAGGACAAGUUUUAUUUUGAAGUAGUUGCAGCAGUCCUUUAAAGCUUUUAAAUGUUUGCAAAUCAUAGUUCUGAUUUCAUGAAUGUAUUUAAGAUAAAGACCGAUUUUUAUUCACUUUAAAUUUAGGUUUCAGCAUCAAAUCACGUCGUGCAGAUCUGUAAAAGUUUGGACUGAAAUCCUGAUUAUUUGAGACGUUUUCUGAUUUAUUAUUUUAAUUUUUCACAUAUUUCCUGUGGGGCCGAGAUAAAACUUUAAACUGUUAAAAAACCCAUGUUUUAAAUUAAACUGUGACCCCUCAAACACAGUUGUCUCAAUAAAUAUGUUUUUAAAAAGUCCUGGGUUUAUCCUCAGGUUUAAUCGAACAUUUUCAGUCUCUUCGGCUGUUUUUGUAGCUAAACAAAUUGGCAGCUGGUGACAAAAUUUGCUUUUAAUUUUUAAUUUAAGGAUCAGUUUGGUUUAUAAUUUUUUAAUAACAUUGCGGUGAGUACCUUUAACAUCCUGAAAUGUCCACUUUAAUGUUUUUAUUUUAUUUCUGUGGAUGUUCAGCUCAGAUUCUGCAGUGUUUCAGGGUCAUUUUCUAUUUUACGUCUCCUUU